CAUUCGCAAUUGUGCUUCACAGUGGAGCGGAUGACGACGCGCAAGCAAGAGAAUAAAACAAUAGUAUCAAGCGAGUUGCAAUGAACGAAUCCUUUCAAUUUUGUUUUUGUUACUGCCAUAAAGGAGAGUGUAUAAAACGUGAAUGAAAAAAAAAAUUAAAAAUAAAAUUACAAAUGAAAAUAAUGAAUAAUUAAAAAUAGGAGUGAUUUAAGAAAAAUACAUAUGUAUGUACAUAUAUGCGAUACUUUGCCGUUAGUUUUUUUCGAAUUGCAAAUUUGUUUAACUAAUUCUAAUUUAAACGUAUUAAAUUAAUGAUAUUUUGGAAGCAAAGUGCACACCGAAGGCGAUCUUGAGCCAAUAAAAAAAAAAAUAUUAUUAUAGACUAAAACAAAAAACAAAAAAAAACACGGAUAAAAAUAAACAUCUUUAUAAAAAGUUAAUUAUCGACAGCAAAUAAAAAAAAACCGUAUGAAAUAAAAAUUGUGAUAUUAACGGAAAAUAAUAAACAUGUAUAAACAUUCACAUAACAUGUGCAUAACUUAUGUAUGCUAAAAAUGAAAAUAAAUAAGCAAAGAAACAGCUUUGAAUUGCAUUCGAUUUACAGUUGAGAACAGUUUAUAAAACAGUGUAACAUUAUAAAUUGUAACCUACAACUGUUUAUAAAAAUAAUUGAUACAUGUAAAAAGGUGUUUUUUAAUAAAGAAACCAAAAAUAAGAAAUAUCUUCAGUAAAAAACAGCGCUAAAAAUUGCCACACAACAAAAAUAAAUUUAUCGCUUAUUAUCGUCACACAAAUCACCUGUAGAACAAGAAAAUCAAUUAACAAUAAUAUGAAAUGUGUAAAAAUAUGAAGGCCGAAACCUUACUUCUAAUUAAAAUUCAAACAGUGUGAUUUGUAAUAAAAAUUUGCAUUAAACAAAAAAUAUGUGUAUUAGCGAAAACAGUUGCUUUUAACGAUUAAAAGUUCAAAGCCUUUGCUGCAUAAAAAUCGUAUAAUUUAGCUUUUUCCAUUAAAAUUUGUUUUGGCGUGCAAUGUACCGAUAAAAUCUGGCAAAAAAAUUUGUGUUUUUGAAAUCACAUAUAAAUACAUUUAAAAUAUAUAAGUAAGUGCUAAGCAACAAUUGCUGAAAUUCAAACCGGCUACGAUAUUGUGUGGGAAGCUGCAAAAAAUUACGUUUUAAGACACCGAUUGGAACAGGUAUAUUGAAAGGAGCCUUGAUUGAGAAACUCAUACUUUACACUUCUGAACACAUUUUUAAGUACUUUAAUGCAACAUUUUGAAAGCGCAACACGUUCCACCGAAAAGGUAAAUUGAGCGAUAACAGAAAAUUGAGUAAAGCGAAAAAAAAUUAAAUGCGGCGUUAGAAAAAUAACAUUCCAAUCAUAUUUCAACUACCACAAUAACAACAAGUUAUUGCGCAAAAUACAUAAAUAAAGUGUAGACGAGACAUCGUAGCCGCAACGAUGGAGCAUACCGCCUGUCUGAAGCCAUCGAAAGAUGUCGAAUUUCAAGAUGUUUACUACACCGUUAAGGAGCGCAAACACUACAUUAAAGUCACUGGAACUCGUCAAAUAUUGCGCGGUGUCAGCGGCAGCUUCCGCAAUGGUCAAUUGUCGGCAAUUAUGGGUCCUUCCGGUGCGGGCAAGAGUAGUUUACUCAAUGCUUUAUCUGGUCUGCGCACAUCAGACGUUAAGGGUCACAUUAAAAUUGAGCGCAAAGGUUCCUGUUACAUCACACAAGAGGACAAUCAUCAAACACUACUCACCGUUGAAGAGCUAAUGACACUCAGCUGCAAUCUUAAGUUGCCGCAUUGCAAGCGCAAAGCAGAAAUCAUUACAGAAAUACUUGAAAAUCUUCACUUGAACCAUCGGCGCAAUGUCUACGCUGAAAAGUUGAGUGGUGGCGAGCGUAAACGGCUCUCAAUCGCGCUCGAAUUGGUUGCGAACCCAAAAAUAUUCUUCCUCGACGAACCAACCAGCGGUUUGGAUGAGGUAACAGCUGCACAAUGCAUACGCCUAUUGAGUCAAUUGGCGAAAGAGGGACGCACCAUUGUCUGUACAAUACACCAGCCGUCGGCGACGAUUUUCAAUUAUUUCGAUAGUAUUUUUGUGCUGGCCAGCGGAAAGUGCGUCUACCAGGGUCAACCGGGCACGGUGAUACCGUUUCUACGUCAUGUGCAUAUUGAGUGCCCCAAAUAUUAUAGUCCAUCCGAUUACAUUAUUGAGUUGUGCGAUGCGGACGAAGGCAAACUCAUACCUGUACUCAGCGAGUUAACCGACAAUGGAAAGCUGAUAUAUGCGCCACAGCAACAUCAACAACAACAACAAUUGAAUGGUUUAAAUAAUACAACAACAAUGCCAGUUUCUCAAAAUCCUUCAAAAGAUUUCCAGCAAUCGGUGCGCACUUUCUUCGUGGAAGAACCCAAACGCAGCCGCUGGCAACAUUUUCUUUCGGCCGGCACGAAUCUCUCCACAGAUGGCACGCUUAUUGGCGGUGUUACGGCAUUUUACGAGCAUUUGAAGACCUUCACGAAGCUGCUGGACAGCGAACACGAGGACACUUCGAGCCUCCAUCAAUUUUGUGUGCUCUUCAAAAUGAUGUUGGUGCGCAUAAUCCGCGCACGUGUGGCCUUACUUAUACAGUUCUUGCAUCACGUGUUGACGGCGCUGUGCUUUGGCUUGAUUUUUCUGAAUCUCGGCAAUCAGGGCUCACGCAUGUUUGAUCAUUUGAAGUUCUGCAUUGGUGUGAUUAUAAUUAUUGCAUAUACACAAGUUAUGGUGCCGAUCUUGAGCUAUCCGAUGGAAAUAAAGAUUGUUCGAAAGGAAACCUUCAAUCGUUGGUACAAAUUAACACCCUAUUACAUGGCUUUGAACUUCUCACGCUUGCCACUACAGAUCGCUUUGAAUAUGAUAAUGCUAACGAUAAUUUAUUGGAUGAGUGGGUUGCCACCACAAUUGUGGCGAUUUGGUCUAUUUGCCAGUAUUGGUUUGAUGACGUCAUUAAUUGCCGAAGGAAUGGGCUUGGCAAUUGGCAUGACAUUUAGCAUAACGAAUGGCAGCGCUGUUGGUCCCCUGACGAUUGCUCCCCUGAUGGGUUUGGCUGUCUAUGGUUUCGACUUUGCCGCACAAAUUCCGUACGCGAUGAAUCUACUUAUGAAAUUCAGUUAUAUACGCGUGGCCGUGGUGGCGCUAAUACUCACCGUUUUCGGUUUUGAACGCCCAGAACUGGAGUGUGAUGAAAUGUAUUGCCAUUUUGGUGAUCCCAGAGUAUUACUGAAGUUCUUAGACAUUGAACAGUUAUCGAUGUGGUAUCUCUUCUCCCUACUCACAAUGCUUAUGCUCUUUUACAGAGUGCUAAUGUAUUUGAGUUUGCGCAGACGCUGUGGUACAUAAGUGUUGGUAUUAUCUUUAAUUUUUAAUUGUACAUGUUCAUAUACAUAUGUGAUUUGUAGUGUUAGGUGGUAAUGUUUGGGUUAAUUGAAAAUUGGGGCGUGGAAUUUUGGUUAAUGUAUGCAAGUUCUGCUGAAGAAACGGUAUGUUUGUGUAUAUAAAAUUACUAGUAAGCAAUUUUAUGCUGUGAUAAAUAUUUAAUAAAUUUAAGAUAUUUUUUGUAAACAAGAAA
This is a messenger RNA of Bactrocera neohumeralis, 3621 nucleotides long. RefSeq names its product ATP-binding cassette sub-family G member 1. The record is from RefSeq and is a predicted model, not a curated record. Gene Ontology annotation, cellular component: plasma membrane. The transcript is spliced from 9 exons. Gene Ontology annotation, molecular function: ATP binding; ATP hydrolysis activity; ABC-type transporter activity. Lineage: Eukaryota; Metazoa; Arthropoda; Insecta; Diptera; Tephritidae. The coding region runs from base 1464 to 3392 and encodes 642 amino acids.